Molecule: messenger RNA, 3481 nt
Organism: Lotus japonicus
Lineage: Eukaryota; Viridiplantae; Streptophyta; Magnoliopsida; Fabales; Fabaceae
Exons: 16
Coding region: 770-3220 (816 amino acids)
Source: RefSeq, a predicted model, not a curated record
UGCUGAAAGCAUUUGCAAAUCAUAGGUGGGUGAGCUAAAAAAAUAGCAUUUGUAAAGCUGAAAAUGACCAAGUUUCUAUGAAAUCAAGACACAACUGACUUCAGGUUCCGGGUUUAGCUCUCACCUCCCAAAGGUCGAGGGUUUGAAUUCCCUAGGGUCUGUAAAAUCUCAGUUGGUGGGCAACCCUCCUCGGGGAGAUCCCCGGCGCUCCUUCUAGGAGCGGGCCUAUGCUAGCCUCCCCAGCAUGUCACUGGCGCCCUACCCGGUAGUCUGGAGGUGUUUUCACUCCGUUCUACCAUUUUUGUAAAAAAAAAAAAAAAAAAACCCAUUCCCCCUCACUUUCCUGCAAAUCCAGAUAAAAUUGUUUUAUGAACCAGCAAUAUAUACUUUCCAAAUCAAUUAUUUCAUUGAAAAAAUUAACGGCAUACAUGAAUGAUCAUUUUAUUUCGUUUUCCCAAACAUAGCAUUAUUUCUCCUUUUCUUACCCGCCAUUAGAAGCCAGCCGUUAGUAUUUAAAUCUCGAAUUCAUCGCGCUUCCUCUUUCUUCACCUUCUCAGAGCUUCCCCUUCAUUUUCUUUGCUGCCAAACGCUGAAUUUUCACGUCUCUCUUUUCUCAUCACCUUAGAACCGAGAAGAAGGAAAAGGAAACCCUAUCGCUGUCGAUCGUCGUUCCCAUUCGGCUACUCAAACUGCAAAUCGCUGUCACCGAUCAACUUCUAGAGCUUACGUCGAACCUAGGUGUCAUCGAAAUAUUUUCAUAUCUCAAGGAAUGGAAGAACAGAAGAAGGAAUCCUCAUCUGCAGAUUUGAAGGAGAAAAGUUCGUCGAAAGAUGAUGACAUUGGAAAGGAUUUUCUUGGCUCCUGGAAGUCCAUGUCAAUCGUAAAUGAUGAUGCUAUGGAUUUUGGCUUUGACACUGUUUCUAAAAGCAAGAAAAAGACAUUUGACUUUGAAAAACUGGACAUGAAUUUUGAUCUGGAUGGUGAUUUCGGCAAGAUGUCAUCAUUUAAGGUAGACAUGUCAGACCUUGAUUUUACAAGUCCACCCAAAAAAUCUUCCCAGCCUACAGACAAAAAAGGAGAAGCUUCUGGUGCAAAAGCAGGGAAACAAGAUGGGUUUAAUUUCAGCUUUGAUUUUAAUGAGUUAGAUAGCUUCAGUCUUGAUUCAAGCUUACUGAAGUUCGAUACUACUUCCAACACAAAACAUAACCAGAGAAAAAAUGAAUUUACGACAGAAGGAAAUGAUACUGAAGGUGCCAAAAAGCCUAAAAUCAAUGAUGAGAAAGGUGUUCAUGGAUCUAAUGAUAAUAUAGCUAUGAAACCUCAAGCAUCAGAGAAGGUGAAAACUUUAAAGGUUGAAACUUCGGUUGGCAGCCUAGGGAAUCUAGUUUCUAGACAAAAUGGUUCUGCUUCCAAAUCAUCAUCUGGGAACCUUGAAUUGUCAACUGAGAAUCAAACUCCAGAUAUCAGUAAAAGUAUAAGUACAGAAGAAAUGAAUCAUGAAAUAGACUUGUCGGAGAAGACACCGCCAACAGAAUCAAAAUCUGAGAAGGUUAUACAUAUGGCACCUUCCCGGUCAGUAAGUCAAAGUGAUUCAGAGCAAGACACUAUCUCAGAACAGCAUAAGGAGGUUAUUUCAUCUGGAACAAGAGUAAUUAAUGUUUCAGGUGACAAACAGGAGGUUAAUGAUAAGGCAAAAUAUGUGGAUUCUGAUGGGGCAGACUUGCAAUUAGAGCGCUCACCCCCACCUCACAUCCCUAAUUCAGAUGGCAUUGUUGGAGAAGCAACUAAUAUAGGCAGCAGAAUUAAAGGGGUUACUAAUGAUCCUCAACCAGAAAAGAAUUUUACAAGCUGCGGAAAUAUUAAGAAAACUGAUGUCUUGAAGAAUAAUUUGCAUGACAGUGACAUCAGAGAAAACAACAAAUCAUCUUUGGAGUGUCAUUUGGCUACAUCUAGCAGUAAGCCUAUAGAUGAUAAAAUCAUGCAGAUGAAAGAUAAAGGACUCCCUGUUAUGCAGUUAAGUAUUCCAGAGGACAAAAUGUCUUUCAUGCACCCUUCAUCAACAGUUGGGACACAGAGUUUCUCCUUUGGCUGCAAUAAAAAUGCUGACAUACACCUGAGAUCCAAAACCCAAGCACGGGACAGCUUCAGAUCAAAUGACACAAGAUCUGGAAACAAAAUGGUAAGUGAUUCACUUCCAGGUCCUGGCAAACUAAUGAGGGACGCACCAGCGUUACUUGGUAGCAAAGAUGAUCUUGCAAGUCGUAGUAGUACCAGGGAGGGCAUUGUUUUCGAUGUUACACAGAGUGCAAGCAAGUUGGCAGGAAAUAUGAAAUCAUUCACUGAAGACGUAAAUAGAAACAAAGUCAAAUUUCAAGAAACUAACACGUCAACAAAAGAUGUUAAUAUUUUGAGUUCUCAAGUUAAUCCUUCCAGCUUAACAAAGAAGACAGCUGGAAUCACUACUCAGAUAUCUGUAAUUUCUCAACCUGAAGCUUCAGGCAAGGAGUCUUUUCAGAAAUCAAGGAUCACUGCCGUAGAAGGAAAUAAACUUUCUGCUGUUAAAGUUUGCAAGACCACUCCUGCACUUUCUAGCUUAAAGACUUUAAGGAAUAUUGGAGCUAACACAGUUCUAGCAACUUCUUCACACCAAAAAGAAGCAAACUCCUUGGUAAACUCUCAACACAAUAAGGAGACACAGGGUAUUACUCCACUAAAGAAUGACCAUCAGACUGACAGUGGUGACAAUAAAAAGCUUUCAAACCCAUUCUUGAAGAGGAAAACUAUUGAGGAUUCUGAAGCAGAUUUGACAUCCUUGAGGCCCCUAAAGCGCCUUUCUCAGUCUCCUAGUAACAGCAGAAAUUCUAAAGAAUCUUCAGAAGUUGUUGAAAAGGUAGAGAGUGAGCCCAAUAACUUCCUCAAGUAUUAUUCAACAUCUGGAGUUGAAAGUCCAUCAGAGAUUAAAGUAACAGAAGUGGAAAUACCUGCUUCUGUACUCAUGGAAGAUAACAGUAGCGUUGAAAAGGCUGAAGCAUAUAUGAAGGAACUUGAAGAUAUUUGUAACAUGCUGAAAAAGAAGCACGAGGAAGCGAAAGAACUAUUGGUUCGAGCCAUUGUGAACAACAAUAACUUGCUGAUGCUUAACCAUCCCAUUUACGAUGAAGAAAUUCAGAAGGUUCAGAAAUUUGCUUCUCAAGUGAUGUCUGAGGGGAUUGCAACUUAGUCAGAUACAAAAUUGUCGCAUUCUAGGUUAUUCUGUCUGUGCUGUGACUGUUUGGGCAAACCUUUACCAUUUCCUUAUGAGAAAUUGUUGAAAGCUUGUCAUUUCUGUGCUCUAUUAAGGUUUCAACUUUCAAAUUGUACAAAGUCUAUUGUGAUGCAUGCCACAAGUCUGUUUCAGGCUUUGGCCCUUAUAUGCAGAGCUAAAAUUAGAAUUCGAUUUUUUCGGCGAAAGUAAAGUAAAGUAAACUCUGUUAUAAUGUUU